AUGACAGUCUCCCAUUCACAGGAGUAUGUGUCUAUACUACACAACAACAAUGGAAACAGCACCCCUUCUACUCCAGACACUCCCACAUCCUACAACCCAACAUCAACAUUAGACAAAUGUGAUCCAUACACCGCUCCACUAGCCCCAGGCAGAGGAAUUGAUAAGGAGGAUGAGGAGGAGACAGAACCCUGUGGAUGGGGACCAUUCACCCCAGGAAUGUGUCAGCGUUUCCGUAGUCCUCAUUGGAUGUUGUUCUGGCUGUGCUGGGCUGGUGGUAUACAGGGUAUGGUUGUAAAUGGGUUUGUAAAUGUCGUGAUCUCAAGUGUGGAACGCCGAUACGAUCUAAGCAGCACUGAGUCAGGGGCCAUCGCAAGUUGUUAUGAUAUUGCGUCGGUCUUGUGUUUGAUUCCAGUCAGUUACUUUGGUGGACUUGGCUGUAAGCCUCGAUACCUCGGGAUUGGAGUGUUUGUGAUGGGGCUUGGAUCUUUAAUGUUCUCUCUACCACAGUUUACCUCUGGACCCUAUGUAGCGGGAGGCCCUGAGGGACCGUCCUUGUGUGGCGGGCACACCAACACGUCUCUGGAGAACUGUAUGUCCAAUGCAGGUCCCCAGGGACUCUCAUCCUACAAGUACAUCUUUUACUUGGGACAGUUGAUGCAUGGCGCUGGUGCAGCUCCUCUGUACACCCUAGGCACGACUUACUUGGACGACAAUUUGCCUGUUGCUUCAUCCUCUAUGCAUCAAGGGUUGUUCUACGGCUGUGCUAUUUUGGGUCCUGCGGUUGGAUAUCUAGCUGGAGGAGCUUUCCUCGACUUACACGUGGACAUCGACAAGGGGUCAAACCUCAGUCUAGCUCCCUCAGGUCCUCGCUAUGUUGGUGCCUGGUGGGUUGGUUUCCUCGUCAGUGCUGCCCUGGCAUUUAUUGUGGCUGUUCCUCUGUGUGGUUUCCCCAGCAAUCUUCCAGGAUCCUGGCGAUUCAGGGCCCAACAAGGGAAGGAAGUAUACCAAACAAAACAGACAGCCUCGGAGCCUGAGUAUGAGCCAGAGAAGAAGAAAUUAAUGGUGACAAGGAUUCUCAUGUCUGUCAGGGUCCUCUUGUUAAAUCCUACUUUUAUGUUCUUGAAUUUGGCAGCAGCAUGUGAAGGAAAUGUUCUGGCAGGAUUUGCUACCUUCACACCAAAGUUUAUUCAGGAACAGUUCAGCAUUCCAUCAUCCAAGGCAGCCAUGUUUGUUGGGUUUGCUGCCAUUCCGGCUGGAGGUGGAGGAACAUUCCUGGGAGGUUACCUAGUCAAACGGUACAAACUUAGGAUGAAAGGAAUCAUUCGUCUGUGUCUUGGUCUCACACUACCAUCACUAAUCUUGGCUCUUUGUUUUAUCAUCCACUGUCCUAACCAAGCAUUUACAGGAGUCAAUGUUCCCUACAGGGAAACACAGAACAGGACCAGUGUUAUCACAACAAUUGACACCUGUCAUCAGCCAUGUGACUGUUCACAUGAUAACAAGUAUCACCCUGUUUGUGGCAGUGAUGGCAGUAUGUACUUUUCCCCAUGUUACGCUGGCUGUACAGGCACUACGGGAGAUGUCAGUGCUCGGGUGUACCACAACUGUAGCUGUGUUAACCCCACCUCCCAGGACAGUCAGCAGGCAGUAGAUGGAAAGUGUGACAGUACCUGUAAACUCCUCCCCAUCUUCAUGCCCAUAUUUGGAUUACUGAUGCUGCUUACAUUCACAUCCAGUAUGCCGGCUCUAGCAGCUACUCUGAGAUGUGUACCACCAGAACAGAGGUCUUUUGCCCUGGGAAUACAGUGGAUCAUUGCCAGAUGUCUAGGUUCCAUCCCAGGACCAAUUCUAUUUGGGAAAUUGAUUGACAUGUCAUGUGUGUUAUGGCAGAAGGACUGUGGACAGGAUGGUUCCUGUUUUUUCUACGACAAUCAGAAUAUGAGUAACAAUCUUUUAACAGUUGGACUUGUUGGAAAGUUUUUUUCCACUUUAUUCUUUCUGUUGGCUCUUGUCCUGUACAGAAGUCCACUGCAAGAAGGCAGUACUGAUUCCUCCGACAAGGACAGUGGUGCCAUCUGUGUUCUCAAAGGAACUACCGAAGGAGACUAUUCAACAUGGCCACCAUCAAAGGGAGACAACUCAUAGUAUAGACACAUUGACAUCAUCUCUACAUGA
Molecule: messenger RNA, 2175 nt
Organism: Ylistrum balloti
Lineage: Eukaryota; Metazoa; Mollusca; Bivalvia; Pectinida; Pectinidae
Product: solute carrier organic anion transporter family member 4A1-like
Biological process (GO): transmembrane transport; sodium-independent organic anion transport
Cellular component (GO): membrane
Molecular function (GO): protein binding
Source: RefSeq, a predicted model, not a curated record